Archocentrus centrarchus (flier cichlid) is the source of this 5572-nucleotide messenger RNA. RefSeq names its product collagen alpha-1(XX) chain-like. Bases 112 to 4860 code for a protein of 1582 amino acids. NCBI's taxonomy places the organism in Eukaryota, Metazoa, Chordata, Actinopteri, Cichliformes, Cichlidae. The transcript has 42 exons. Gene Ontology annotation, molecular function: protein binding. The record is from RefSeq and is a predicted model, not a curated record.
CCUGCGGAGAGGAGCAGGCUCAGAGCUCAGCGGAACCUGCGCGUGUUCAUAUCCCACCUCUGGAAUGCAGUGUGGAAUAAACUGGACUCACCGAACCGCCAGGCUCCACUCAUGUCUCCUCACCUCCUUCCUACAUCAUUGUCAUCUUUCUGGCUAAUGCUGUGUUUCCUGCUCAGUGUCAUUCUGCUGCUGUCUUCAGGGGUCCAUGGCCAAGGUCGUCUUAAGUUGACGGUACUGUCUGAAGACAGACUGCAGAUGAAGUGGAAGGAGGCUGAUGGGCCUGUUCAGGGCUACAAAGUCAGAGUGAGACCCAUUUCAGAGGUUCCACAGCCCGAGCUGAUGCUGACUACCACCCGUGGACGGGCAACAGUGGCCGGCCUGGACUCCAGUCAGGAAUAUUACCUCCAAGUGCUUGUGCUCAACGGGACGACAGAGAAACUUCUCGCAAAGAGACGAUUCACCAUGCAGAGUCUGCGGGAGGAAGAGAUGAUCCGCAGUGGCACCCGCGAGCACAGGAAGAAGUUGUUGCCAGGUGGGUCAGGAUCAGGAGAACUGGACGAUGCAACAGAGGCUCUGCUGGAUGUACCAACAGUUCUAUAUCCAGAGCCCACAACCACCACUGCUGCCUCUGCCAGUACUACAGACCCUCCAGCUACAGAAACUCCCUCUCGGCUCCCAGAUAACACCCCGGAGAAAAGCGGCAAAGAGAAGAGGAAGAGAAAGAAAGAGAAAGAGCGGGAUCGUUCCAAGGUGGAGAACAAGGAGGAACAGGGAACAACACAGGGUAAACCUGCUCAGGAGAAACCCCGAAAGACCCCAUUCCCUACCCAGCCAGGCAUGUCUUCAAGGAAACCAUUUGAAUGUGACAGCGAUGCAGCUGCAGACAUCAUGUUGCUGGUGGACGGCUCUUGGAGCAUUGGACGCACUAACUUCAGACGGGUCAGAGACUUCUUGGAGGGGCUGGUGACACCGUUCCACAUCGGGCCAAAUCACAUUCAGAUCGGUCUGACCCAGUACAGUGGAGACCCACGCACAGAAUGGCACCUCAACAACUUCACCACUAAAGAGCAGCUGGUGGAGGCAGUAAGGAAUUUCAGAUAUAAGGGAGGAAACACAUUUACAGGUCAGGCACUGCUCCACGUCAUGGAGGAGAACAUGAGGUUCAAGGCGGGUGCGAGAUCAGAAGCUCCAUUUUUCCUGGUGUUGUUGACUGAUGGGAAAUCUCAGGAUGAUGCCAUCGCUGCAGCGAACAGGCUGAAAAAUGCAGGCGUGGAAAUCAUCGCUGUAGGUGUAAAGAACGCUGAUGAGGCUGAGUUGAGACAAGUGGCGUCGGAGCCGGUGGAUCUAAAUGUCUACAAUGUCAAUGACUUCCCUCUGCUCAGCAAGCUGGUGGCACGGCUGGUCCAUAUAUUGUGCGGGAGGAUAGAAGAGCGCGGCAUCACAAAGCGAAUGGAGCCCGGCCCCACAGUAGACCCCGCCCUCUCCUUCCCCAGUCCUACUGACCUCCGGUUUUCUGAACUUGGUUCCAGAGAGGUGAAGCUUCACUGGACCAAUCCUGUGAAGCCAGUCCAACAGUACAGAGUGGUGUAUCACAGUGCUGAGAGUCAGAGUCCACAGGAGGAAGUGCUGCCCGGCUCAGAAUCCACUGUGCUGCUCGAGGGCCUCUCCUCUCAGACUUUAUACCACGUCUCUAUAUUUCCUGUGUAUGAGAACAAUGUUGGCCUAGCGCUCAGAGGAACUGUCACAACACUGCCUCUGGCCAUGCCUGCCAACUUGAAGGUGAUUCCUUCUUCUUAUAGCACGUUGCGAGUGAGUUGGGGUGCUGCACCUGGUGCAACACAAUACUUGAUCCUGUACUCAGCACUUAGCCAGGGAGAGCCUGAUGAUGCCAAGGAGGAGAAAUUCAGUGCAGAGCAAACAGUGGUGGAGCUGGCAGGAUUACUGCCGGCCACAGACUACUCUGUCACUCUUUAUGCCCUUUAUGAUGAGGAACCCAGCGACCCUGUCACUGCUGUUGCCACCACAUUCCCCCUCCCAACACCGCUGAGUGUUCAGUUCCCAGUGGUCACCCACAGCAUGAUGAGAGUGAGCUGGGUGCCCGGCGCUGUGGAUGUCCCCGGCCAUAGGAUCACCUACAGCACCAACCACGGCAGUGAUGUGAAGCAGGUGGAGGUAACAGGACUGAACUCGGUGCUGGUGCAGAACCUUUCCUCUCUUUCCAGAUACCUUGUUUCUGUUCAGUCUCUCUACCCACAAGGCCUGUCUACAGCGCUCACCAGUAAUGUCACCACAUUGAAGGUGCCCUCCCCAUCAGACCUUAGGGUGACUAAUUUCUCAGGCGGUGAUAUCACCGUUCGCUGGGAAGCUGCAGCUGAUGAUGUUGUUUCUUACCUCAUUAAGUGGAUCUCGCUGAGUGGAGGUGACCUGAGACAGCUGCGCGUGAGUGGUGAUGGUGAAGGAGCGAUUCUCAGGGGGGUGGAGGAUGAUAAGGAGUACCAGAUUUCCCUGUCUGCGCUGUAUGGAGAUGGAGCUCAGAGUGAAGCUGUGGCCAUACGCUAUAGCACAUUGUCUGGUGGAGGCCCAACCAGCGUCACAGUUUCCGAUGAGACUGCUGUCAGUAUGGUGGUCAACUGGGUACCUCCCAAUGCUCAUGUCCUCCAGUAUCGUGUGUCCUACGUGGCACUGACUGGAACUGAUAGCCAGGAUAACACUGUGCUGGUCUCAGGUGGAGAGAAGCGGGUGACGCUGGAGUCAUUGCAGCCAGACACACGUUACAGCAUCUUGGUCACAGCCGAGUACCGCAACAGAGAAGGAGGCAGCGGUUCAGCUCAGGGCAAAACUGCCAGUCUGCGGGUGAGCAGUGUGAGUGUGGUCAGGUCAGACCACAACAGUAUCUGUGUGUCAUGGAGACCAGUGUCUGCUGUUGAUGGAUAUCGUAUUGUAAUCCAGGCUGUGAAAGACAAACAAUCAAGACAAGAGAUUGUCAGCGAGUCCAGCAGAAGUCACUGUUUCACUGAUCUGGAACCUGAGACUCUGUAUCGCAUCAGCGUACGCUCACUUCUCGGCUCAGCAGAGGGCACGGCGGUCUCAAUACUCCAUCCGACAGCCACAGCUCCUGCCAGAAUCCCCACCCAUCCCCAGAUGUACCCUAUCCACAAUGAAGUGUGCCCUGAAGUCACCAUCAGAAACAGUGUUGUUAAAGGGUUCAACAUGAUGGAAGCCUUUGGUCUGACUCAGAGAGCUCACUCAUCAGUGGAGGGAGUGGCAGCCGAGCCUUUUGUCUUCAACACGCUCCCCACCUACACUCUGUACAGAGACGUCCAACUGACACAGAGCACCAAGUUUAUCCACCCCGCAGGUUUCUCUCCAGAGCACACCAUCAGCAUCGCCUUCCGGAUGUUGCAGGAUACACCCAGGGAACCCUUUGCCCUCUGGCAGCUCACCGACAAUGACUUCCAGCCAAAGAUGGGAGUAGUGAUUGACCCUGAUACUAAGCACCUGUUAUACUUCAGUCUGGACUACAGAGGUGAAGUGCAGGAACUGACCUUUGACCAGCCGCAGGUCCACAGGCUGUUCUAUGGCAGUUUUCACAAGGUUCACCUGUCCGUCAGCCAGGUGAGCGUGUCCCUGUCUGUGGACUGCCAGCAUGUGGGUGAGAGACCCGCCCGCCCUCUAGGCAACCUGCCCACUGAUGGAUUUGAGAUGCUGGGAAAACUGGUGAAGACCCGAGGACCCAAGAGUGGAUCUGCCCCAUUUCAGCUGCAGUCCUUUGAAAUCAUCUGUAACACCACAUGGGCUUCAGAGGAUACCUGCUGUGACCUGCCUGGACUGAGAGAUGAGGAGAGCUGCCCUGCCCCUGCAUACACCUGUACCUGUUCCUCUGACAAACCUGGAGCUCCUGGUCCCCCUGGACCAUCUGGGAAGCCAGGUCCUCGUGGUGAGAAAGGCGAGAAGGGAGAGCAAGGCCAAAAGGGGGAGGUGGGUCCUCCUGGAAAGUCUGGACUUGAGGGAGGCCUUGGACCUGUGGGCAGCAUCGGGCCGCGAGGCAUUACAGUGCAUGGCAAAAUGGGUCCACCAGGAGCAAGGGGAGAGAAGGGAGAUCCUGGGCGACCUGGAGUACAGGGGGUACCAGGACCUCCAGGUCAGAAAGGGGAGGAGGGAAUCACAGGCCCUAAGGGCAUCAGAGGUGUUGAGGGCAACAUCGGUGCACCUGGCAUCACUGGACCCAGGGGUUUCCAAGGAAUGCCAGGAUACCCGGGCCCUAUAGGGGAAAAGGGCCCCCCAGGCCCUGUGGGGCCUACGGGACUACCAGGUAAUAAAGGGGAACGAGGAGAAAAGGGGGAACCUCAGUCUAUGGCUAUGAUCUACCAACUGGUCACACAGGCAUGUGAACAACUAGUACAUAAGGAGGUGUUGAAGCUUGAUAUGUUCAUUAAUGAGAUCAGCCGUAAACCAGCUCCUAUUGAGGAACCAGUGGGGCCUCCAGGGGAACCAGGAAUACCAGGACCCAAGGGCCCACCGGGUACCAGGGGCUCACAGGGCCGUGUAGGCCCAAGGGGGACACCUGGCAGGCCUGGGUAUCCAGGAGAGCAAGGAAGGAAAGGUAUGCCUGGGGUAAAAGGUGAUGCUGGGUCCAAAGUCCAGGGGCCCCCAGGGGUCAAAGGAUUUGCAGGUCCGACUGGUGAGUCAAAGCUGGGAAUCCCAGGUCCAAAAGGAGAAAAUGGUAAACCAGGGCCACCUGGGAUCCCCGGAACGCUGGGUCAGUCAGGUGAGAUCGGACCACCGGGUGUGUGUGACAACAGUGGAGGGUGCCACGCAGUUCCUGAGCAAACAGACCCUUAUUAUGGCUACCAGCCUUGAAUGGAGAUUAACAAGCAGGCAGCAGUGGUAAGGUGACCCACAUCUGUGGGAAAAUGACUGGUUCACUUGGAGGUGAACAAAAGACAAAAGAUUGUUUGCUGCAUUGGAUGUACCGGUGCCUGACGUAGAAGCUACAUCAUAUUUGAGAAAAGGAAACAAUAAGUGAAGAUUGUCUCUCUGUUCUCUUAUUAUAAUGUUCAUUGACAUUUAAAAUCAGAUCAGCUAAGAAAUUAAUUUAAGAUCAACUAGGGAGCUUUUUCAUAUAAAAUUUAGCAGUUGAUGGAUAGCUUCAUGAGAGAUAUUUUCCCAGUGGGAUCAGUAAAGUGUUGCCUUACACGAUGUAUUCGCACUGAAACCUUUGUUACUGUGUUUCUGUAUUCAUGCACUGCCUCGAUGUUUAGCUGUAUAUGUUACUUUCUGUGUAGUUCAUUUGUCAUUCUAACCUUAACUGCCUCAAGGAUAAUGAAAAAGCAUAAUCCAUGGUGUAAAAGCUCCUUUUUGUUCCGUGGUAGAAAUGAUGCUGUGAGAAUGUCUGUUUUCACAUGUAUGAUAAUUUUUAUAUUGUUUAUUUUAUUAACUGUGUAUGUAUCAUGUAUAUUUUAAACUCUCUGAAUUCUAAUUGCUUAUUGAUGUUUACAUUUUCUGAUUUCCAAACAUUUGGUUGUUAAGAAUUUGUGUUUGAGAGAGAGAGAGUGCCACAUAUUAUUUCUUU